AGCCUGGUGAUCUCGCGGGAAAGAACCGUUGCGGGCCCGACUUUGCGCGGAAGUAGGAGGGGGGAGUGGAGGCGGGAGUGAAGUCUCGCGAGAAGAGUUGGUUGCCGUAGCAGAGCCCUCUAGCUGUGUGUGUCUGAGGCUCGGCCGCCGGAGCCGAGGACGGUUUGCUGAGCCCGUUAGUGCGCCCGGCCGAGACAAGCCGCCGCCAUGUCCCGCUAUCUGCGUCCCCCCAACACGUCUCUGUUCGUCAGGAACGUGGCCGACGACACCAGGUCUGAAGACUUGCGGCGUGAAUUUGGUCGUUAUGGUCCUAUAGUUGAUGUGUAUGUUCCACUUGAUUUCUACACUCGCCGUCCAAGAGGAUUUGCUUAUGUUCAAUAUCCUUUCUUCAGAUGGCUGAUUAGUGAGGGGUGUUGAAGUUUGAAAUUCAAGUUUAUAGAAUGUAAAGCUGUACAGUUAUGGCGACCCCAAAGAGAAAGCAUGAAAGAACCUUUAGAGUAGAGUUCAACACUUAAGGCAAGUAGACAAGCCAAAGACCUCUUAAGGAUCAGGCUUGAAGAGAAGGGAGAGUUUGGGAAAAGAAAAAAUAAAGAAAAGCUGGAAGAAGGACAAGCCUAAUGGGAGACAAAGCCUCGCUUUAUCUACAAAAGGGGGAAAAGGUUGUUUUUCAAAGUUAAAGAUAAAGCCAUCUGUCAUAUUUGGCCAAGCAUCUCAUGACAAGUCCUUCUGACAAGCACUUAAAGAGUUAAAGGUCAAGAUGAAGUUGAAUGAUGGCCAAGAUUAAAGGAGUCAUACCUGAUACUGCUGGCUCUGCGCUGCUUUAGCACACAUGAUCAGUUGGCCCUGAAUGAGUUGCAGAAGGCCUUCUCCCUGGUAUAGGUACCCAACUGGGACCUACGGGAGACUGGUCCCUGACCCAGAGUCAGGUGACCUUCCUCCUUUCAUUGAGAUCAUCUCCCUGCAACAAGGGUUUGGGUUGUGGGCCUCAGACUAGGAAAAAUUCUUCCUGCUUAAAUUCAGUGGGCCUCAAACUUUUAAGUUAGUGGAGUCCUAGUGAGACUUACAGGGAAAAAGCCAAAAGCUACUCCUGCCGGGCCAGUGAUCAAGGACAGUUGUGAGCAUUGGUUGCAAAGCUCCAUUACAGAGAAGAUAAUAGCUGUAUCUGGCUUAGUAAAUAAAGGUAGCGGUGCAUUCUGUCUUACAACAUAGACCUGAUUUUACCUAGUGUUGGGUGGCCCAGGAAUCAAGGUCAGUAGUAGUUUGAUUCAAGAGUGUGUGGUAUUUGAGGCAGAAAAGGCUAGCAAUUCAAAGCAAUCUAAAGGAGAAUGAUAAUUUUAAAAUACAUAUUCAGUAAGUCUAUGGUCUUAAAAUAGUUGAAAAGAAAUAAGUAACAGGCUUAUCAAUUUCAUUUUUGAAAAGACCAUAAAGUACAAAUUUCUCCAUGGUUGACAUCAGAGUGAUACUUGACUGCCUCUGCUGCUGCUGUCUCUUCUGGCUGACUCCAUUUGCAAUAGCCUUUUCUUCCUAUCCCUGGCUUACCGAGUAAAGUAGAAACUUGCCAUCAGCCCAGGAUUCUGUUUUUGAAAAGUAGCCCCAGAGAGGAUGCUCUGCUCUCAUUAAUAAUUUUUACAGCUCUCAAUAUAAAUCCUUUUUAUACUUAUUAUAUUCUGUCUCUUGGGGUAUCAUAGUAGUAUACCCAUUAAGUGAACUUAUUCCUUCCAAAUAGUUUAGAGCCCAGCUGCAUUAAUCUUGAGGGAUGUUCAGUUACAGUAUUCAAGGUUCUGAACUCCCCAUCAACCUUUGCCUUUUCAUGUUGAAAGCCCAGUUAUUUAAAACUUGUCCUUCCAUUUAAUCCGUUCAUAACAGCCUCGGGAAGAGAGAGCUGGAAACCUGCAGUCCUUAAUUCCUUUCAGAACAAAAAGUGGGAAGUCUAGUAAGGCAGACCUUUUAGUCUCUAUAGUAAAAGAAUACCAGUAUCGGUCUCGAAAAAGGAGUGUAUCACUUCAGGGAUUUUUUAAAUCACCUCUCUAAAUCUGCAGUUUUGUGUUUUCUCUCAAAUUCAGGAAAUAGAAAUGUACAAACUAGAAUAAUGAUUUUUAGGAUAGAAUGAAAACCUGUACCUAACCUAGCUCUUUCCAAACCAUUUAUAUCAAACACUGCCUUGAAUGUAUACUUGGUCUCUGUUAUAAUGAUGGUUUUAGGAAAGGAGCUAGGUUUGGACAGAAUAGCUAUGUAAAACCAGGAGUUCUUGUAGUAGUAUUGCUGUCAUGACCAGGGAGGACAAGCAGCUUAACUUCUCAGAUCAAAAACAAGUACCAGUAGUUCCUGCUUAAGGCUGGUAAAUAAUAUCUCGAAAUUUUCAAGUUGGAAACCAGUCUCAAACCCAUUUCUUUGCAAGAAGUUGUAUAUUUAGGGUCAUGGUUAGGGCUUUCUAGUCUAGGAGUCCUUACAGUGAUCUGUUUCUUGAUAGCAUGCUUUUACAGUCUGCAUGGAUGUAAUAAUGCUUUUGAUAUAGUGAUUGUCUUGAGUACUGCUUGACUCUGUCUUGAUGCCCACAAAUGGCUAGCGUGCUUAUCUUCCCAUGCAGUGGAAGGAAGACAGUUAAAUGAAAUAGUAGUAUUAGAUAGAUAUGAAAAAGAAAACAGCAAAAUAAAUUUGAAGUUAAUGCUUUCAUCUCUUGUAAGGUAAGGCAUAUACUGCUUGCUUACACAAGAACUAUUGGCAUUUUCUUUUUUUCAUUUGAAACAAAUAUGAAAAACAUUAGUUUGGUUUUAUUUUAAGAAAUUUUUAUUUUAGCAUACAACGUAGAACUGACAUUUGUUUUUCUUUUUUGUCUUGUAAACUUAAUUCUUAAAACUUAGGAAAAUUUUUGGAUAGGACAACUUGGUGAUUCAGCUAUAACAUCUUAUUUCAAUAAUAACUUUACUGCAAUAUGUAUUCAUACGUUUUCAAAUGUGUGCCUUAGGAAAACACAAGUGCUUUUAUAGUGUGAAGUGUUAAUGGCUGAAUCCAACUGAAUCACCAACUAGUAAGUGGGAGUCUGGUUGAUUUUUCUGGAAUAAUAUUGGGAGAUUGUGAAUUGUUCCAGACAUACCAACUGAACUCUCAUUCAUUAUCAAAGUUUGCAAAACUUCCCAAGCCCCUUAACAUUUAGCACAUUUGAGGAUGUUCGUGAUGCUGAAGACGCUUUACAUAAUUUGGACAGAAAGUGGAUUUGUGGACGGCAGAUUGAAAUACAGUUUGCCCAGGGGGAUCGAAAGACACCAAAUCAGAUGAAAGCCAAGGAAGGGAGGAAUGUGUACAGUUCUUCACGCUAUGAUGAUUAUGACAGAUACAGACGUUCUAGAAGCCGAAGUUAUGAAAGGAGGAGAUCAAGAAGUCGGUCUUUUGAUUACAACUAUAGAAGAUCAUAUAGUCCUAGAAACAGUAGACCGACUGGAAGACCACGGCGUAGCAGAAGCCAUUCCGACAAUGAUAGAUUCAAACACCGAAAUCGAUCUUUUUCAAGAUCUAAAUCCAAUUCAAGAUCACGGUCCAAGUCCCAGCCCAAGAAAGAAAUGAAGGCUAAAUCACGUUCUAGGUCUGCAUCUCACACCAAAACUAGAGGCACCUCUAAAACAGAUUCCAAAACACAUUAUAAGUCUGGCUCAAGAUAUGAAAAGGAAUCAAGGAAAAAAGAACCACCUAGAUCCAAAUCUCAGUCAAGAUCACAGUCUAGGUCUAGGUCAAAAUCUAGAUCAAGGUCUUGGACUAGUCCUAAGUCCAGUGGCCACUGAUAGUAUAAACCAUGGUCAUUUUUAGGCAUGUAUCAUUCAUUUACUCAUAGUUUGGUUUACUUAAAUUAUCAGGAAUACAAUGUUGCAAUGAUGCUUAAAAAACACUUGUUAGUUUUCCCUGUACCGGGCAAUGGUUAUAAUUAAAAUGAUAUGCUGUUGAGAAGCCACUCUUAAGAGUCCAGUUUGUUUAAUGUUAUGGGCAGCUACCAAUUUGUGGUGUCUCUGUAUAUUUUUGUAAAGAUUCUCAUUUUUUAUGCUUGAAGUAUUUGGUGAAAAGAUGUUGGUUGACCAUAAUUUGCAACAUUGUCUCAUUAAAAAUAAACUUUCAUAUUCAUAUUUGGUAGAACUGUUAACCUAGAAAUGUAGCUUGCUAAUAAGAUAGAAUGAUACAAAAGUGAAGUAGUAGCCACAGUACAACACUGACUGCUCACACAUUUAGGUUCAGGUUGGACCUUUGUGUCUUGUCAAGAUGUCUAGGCCUGGCCGGGCGCGGUAGCUCACACCUGUAAUCCCAGCACUUUGGGAGGCCGAGGCGGGUGGAUCACGAGGGCAGGAGUUUGAGACCAGCCUGAUCAAUAUGGUGAAACCCCGUCUCUACUAAAAAUACAAAAAUUAGCCAGGCAUGGUGGCGCAUGCCUGUAAUCCCAGCUACUCGGGAGGCAGAGGCAAGAGAAUCGCUUGAACCCAGGAGGUGGAAGUUGCAGUGAGCCAAAAUCACGCCACUGCACUCCAGCCUGGGCAGCAGAGAGAGAUUCCGUCUCAAAAACAAAACAAAACAAAACAGUAAAGCAAAACCAGAUGUCUAGGCCAAUGACAAUUAUUUUUGAUGCAGUGUGGAUUAGUUAUUUUGUUAACCCCACUGUCUUGGGGAAUGAUGCCAGCUGGGAAAUUGAGUUUUUGACUGAAACAUGGAACCUUCACUGCUUUUUUUCUGGUUCCUAUGAAGAUUUGGAACAUAGAAAACAUAAAAACUCACCUUAAAAUUUGAGCAGGUUGAUGAUGGCAAAAAUAAUUUUAAGGAGAAAGGAAUAUUCUUAUGUAGUUAUUCUAAAGUUUAAGGAGCGUUGUUGACCAUAAUAUUGCUUAGUUUUUUUACUCCUGUUAGAAACAAGUAAAUUGUUUCAAAGUAGGUUUUGUGUGUGUGUGCAUAGUGUAAAAACUGAAAUUUUGAUGCUUACAGCACUUGGCUCGUGCAUUUGUAUCAAAAUUUGCCUACCUCUUUGUGAGGGAGGCCUGCUUUUCACACCUCAGUUUAAUUCGAGGCAAGUUGAAAGACAACACUCACUCUAGGUGAUUCUGUGGUGCCAUGAAAUUUAAGAUAAUUUGGGAAAAAGGAUUAGUCAGUUUUAAGCAAGAGUCACAUCUUCUGAGCUUUCGAUUAUCAGUGUAGUACCUGACUAAAAAUGAAGUAAUACCCUUAACCAUUUAUAAUUUCUAGUAUUUCUCUGAAAGAUCGUUUUGGGGACAAAAGUGACUUGACAUGUCCAAUUUCAUUGCCGAAUAAAAAGCUAGCAUCUUUAAAAAUCUCAGAUUGCUUGCUUACAGAUAUAAGUGAGAAUUAUGGAGAAGCGAUUCCUUUAGAGGAUUACUUUUUUCAAUUUUGGUUUUAGUAAUCUAGGGUUUGCCUGUAAAGAAUACAACGAUGGAUUUUAAAUACUGUUUGUGGAAUGUGUUUAAAGGAUUGAUUCUAGAACCUUUGUAUAUUUGAUAGUAUUUCUAACUUUCAUUUCUUUACUGUUUGCAGUUAAUGUUCAUGUUCUGCUAUGCAAUCAUUUAUAUGCACGUUUCUUUAAUUUUUUUAGAUUUUCCUGGAUGUAUAGUUUAAACAACAAAAAGUCUAUUUAAAACUGUAGCAGUAGUUUGCAGUUCUAGCAAAGAGGAAAGUUGUGGGGUUAAACUUUGUAUUUUCUUUCUUAUAGAGGCUUCUAAAAAGGUAUUUUUAUAUGUUCUUUUUAACAAAUAUUGUGUACAACCUUUAAAACAUCGAUGUUUGGAUCAAAACAAGACCCAGCUUAUUUUCUGCUUGCUGUAAAUUAAGCAAACAUGCUAUAAUAAAAACAAAAUGAAGGAAAUA
This is a messenger RNA of Rhinopithecus roxellana (golden snub-nosed monkey), 5850 nucleotides long. It is a transcript of the gene SRSF10, whose product is annotated as serine and arginine rich splicing factor 10. NCBI's taxonomy places the organism in Eukaryota, Metazoa, Chordata, Mammalia, Primates, Cercopithecidae. The transcript has 7 exons. Gene Ontology annotation, molecular function: RNA binding. The record is from RefSeq and is a predicted model, not a curated record. The coding region runs from base 3273 to 3776 and encodes 167 amino acids.